CUGAAUAAAGGAGCUGAUCCAGCUAGGGCAGACAAUACAAUGAAACUCAAGACACUUGUCAUUUCUUGGUUAUCAGAGUGUACCCCACCACCAGACCCCAUUCUUUACCCUUACAACAAGACUGGCCAUGGUUUCUACAAUGAUGCAACAGGAAGGCUUCUAUGUCCUGUCGAUCAUGACUGGAACAACUCUGAUGUUCGACAAUAUGUUUGGGACUACCACCCUGAUUAUAGGGUGACAGCUUACUCUUGGCCGACAUUCUUGUAUGAUGGACAUUACAACACUAGGAAUCCUAGAGAUGGCCUAUUUAAAGGGAAGUUGCUAUUAAAGACAUUUAAAGCCAUAUUUACAUCUCCCACCUCUGCAGAG
Molecule: messenger RNA, 369 nt
Organism: Suillus paluster
Lineage: Eukaryota; Fungi; Basidiomycota; Agaricomycetes; Boletales; Suillaceae
Exons: 3
Source: RefSeq, a predicted model, not a curated record